GAAGCUCAACACCGAGGCGACGCUCGUGGACGGUUCCAAAGUGAAUUGACGUCAUUUGAAGUGCCGCGUGGUAAAGGGCGUGGCUGACGGCCAAUCACAGUCCAGUACUGAGUCGUAGCUAAGACCAUGACCCCACCCCUCUGGAUCCUGGUGGUCCUGAUCCUGCAGAAUCCACCUGCUGCUCAGGCUGACGUCCAGGACCUGACCAACAGGAACGCGGACUUCGCUGCCCGACUGUACCGUGCUGUCGCCAGCCGGUCUGAUGACAACGUGUUCUUGUCACCGUUAACACUGUCUGUGGGUCUGUCGGCGCUGAUGAGUGCUGCUGAUGGUUUGACCCGCUUGCAGCUGCUGCAGGGACUGGAAUUCUCUGGUCUGGACCCUGAGACAGUUCCAGAUCUCUUUCAGAGUCUGAGGACAUCUGUCACUCAACAGGGCGGAGCCUCCAGCCUACUGCAGGGUGUGGCCAUAUUCCCUGCCAACAAUCUUCAGGUGUCCUCUGCCUACCUGGAUCUAGUUCGGGACAAGUACGGAGGAACCAUUCAGAGCCUGGACUACACAACACCACAGGAUGCUAUUGACGCCAUUACCCGCUGGUCCCUUGAGCAAACUGGAGACAAGAUCCAAAAUUUGGCCACAAAUCUUGAUACCCAGACCCAGCUGCUGCUUGUUACCGUUGCGUAUUACCAAGCUCAGUUUGCCCUCUCCUUUAAUGCCAGCCUCACACAGGACGAGCGUUUCUACAUCGACAAGUAUCACGUUGUCGUAGUUCCUAUGAUGUUCAGGGCUGGUAAAUACUUCCUGGCAUACGACUGGUCGCUCAAAGUGGGCGUGUUGAAGUUGCCGAUGACAGACGGAGCGGCCAUGCUGGUUGUGUUGCCUGAUGAAAACGUGGACAUCACCACUGUUGAAGAAGAUGUCAGCAGUGAGAAGGUCCGGGCGUGGAUCAGACAGCUGAAGAAGACGAAGUUGGAAGUGCAGAUUCCCCGCUUCCUGCUGGAACGCUCGCUUUCCUUACGUGGAAUCAUGGAAGCCUUCAACAUUACUCACGUUUUUCAGGAUGAUGCUAGUUUGAUCAAUUUGGGCGGAACCAAAGGUCCCAGAGUGACUCAGGUUUUCCACAAAGCCGUCAUCACCGUGGAUGAGAAAGGAAAUGGGGAAGGCAGAGUCAGCGUCAUUGGCAGCCCCCCUCCUCGACUUACCAUAAACCGGCCCUUCCUCUUCCUCGUCUACCAGGAGGUGGGCGGUGGCGUGCUGCUGAUGGGCCGCGUGGUCGAUCCCAGCAGAAAAUAACACUGAACCAAAACAUGUUAUAGUUUAAUGAUGCUGUGUGCAUGAAUCAUUACCACAGGGAGCCACACCCACUUCCCCCACUGUGCACAUGUAUUAGCUCCGCCCAAAAUGUAGUUUCAAAUAUUUAGUUGUGGUUUGAAGCAUGGAGGCUUUUUGUUGUUUUUUCUAACACUGAAGUAAUAACUUAAUCUGUCUGUGCUGUUAAAAUCUGAAGACAUUUAAUAAAAAUGAUUAAAGCUCAA
Thalassophryne amazonica is the source of this 1535-nucleotide messenger RNA. RefSeq names its product protein Z-dependent protease inhibitor-like. The record is from RefSeq and is a predicted model, not a curated record. Lineage: Eukaryota; Metazoa; Chordata; Actinopteri; Batrachoidiformes; Batrachoididae. Bases 127 to 1293 code for a protein of 388 amino acids. Gene Ontology annotation, molecular function: serine-type endopeptidase inhibitor activity. Gene Ontology annotation, biological process: negative regulation of endopeptidase activity; blood coagulation. The transcript is spliced from 6 exons.